AAGGGGCGUGGCGGCGGCGCCGGAAGCGGGGCCGCAGCGCCGCAGGGUGUGUGUGUGUGUGUGAGUGUGUGCGUGCGUGCGUGCGCCGAGCGGCCGCCGCGCUCCCGCCGCCUCGCCUCGCCCGCCGCGAUCCAGGCCGCGGUGCCGCCGCCCCCGACAGCUCAUCAAGAUUGGAAACAAUAAAGGCUACGAAGCAGAUGUAGUAACUGCUGAGCAGUAAGAUGUAGUUCUCAAGCUCCUGCAGUCUUCUGAAGAACGUUAUCUGUAUGUUUCCUCAGGCUCCUGCAGUCUUCUGAAGAACGUUAUCCGUAUGUUUUACUCCUCAGCUGUAACUGAGACAUAACCCUCCAGUUCUGUGUGUCCAUCCACUCUUGAAAGAUCUGUGUGUGUACUGACCAAAGAUGCUGUUCCCAGGAUGGUCGCACCAUCCCCUUCUACUAAAAAUAGCGAGGCAGAUAGAUUAAUGCGUUUUACAGGUUCUGACCUUUGAUGCUUUGUAAUAUGUUUCAGAGUCUCGUCUACACAGGCGUAAAGCUUUUCUGGGGGUGGGAAGCAAGCACAUGUAACUUUUAGUACCUGUAUACAUGCUAUUCUGCAAUUGUAGGAGAGAUUGGAAGAGUUUAAGCUGUAUGGGAGAUAGAGGAAAAAAAUAACAACAAAAAAAAUUGAGUGUGGGAUUUAGGGUGAUUCAAACUUCUGGUAGCUGGUACUAUUAGCUGCAACUCCUGGUUAGUGGUUGGCAUUCCUCACUGGCAAUAGUGCCCAGCCACUUCUUUUGGGGGGGCUACUAAGUUGUGGUUUGAUAGAUUCUUAAGAAUUUGAAAUGUGUUAACGCAUCUAACAUGAGAAUCUUCUGCUUAGAACGGGCAACUGUCAGGACUCCUCCAUGGCUGUGAUCUGCACGUCUCCGCUCCUUUUUCCAUCUUCCCUCUUUCCCCCUUGCCGAUAUGGCAUGGCUUCAUUAGUGCUAGAAUAGAUCAUUCCUGUCAGCCUCCUGUUCAUCACCUUUGUGUGUUUUGCUCCUAGCUGCAGGUAACUUUUGUUAGAUGGCUUCUGUUUGUGGCCUAGGAGUAUUUUUAGCUGUAGGCUUUGCUUGUUUCAGACCGUGGCACACUGAUCCAUUGUUAGAGUGUGGCUUUCAUCUCCUCUAUGGGAGGGACCAGCUAUAACUGAUAGUUGCUUCUUUGCCUUUUCAAACAUCACUCCUUUCCUUGUAUCUUUUUUCCUUCUGGCAAACACUUCCCUCUUUUGGAGCUCAAGCCAGCAUAGCUCUGCAAAGCUCUCCCCAAGCUUCUAACAAGGAGAGCCAUGGAUAAAAGUGAGUUGGUACAGAAAGCCAAACUGGCUGAGCAGGCUGAGCGUUACGAUGACAUGGCUGCUGCUAUGAAAGCUGUCACUGAGCAAGGACAUGAACUGUCCAAUGAAGAAAGGAAUCUACUCUCAGUUGCCUACAAGAAUGUGGUUGGUGCCCGUCGCUCAUCCUGGCGUGUAAUUUCCAGCAUUGAACAGAAAACAGAGAGGAAUGAGAAGAAACAGCAGAUGGGAAGAGAAUAUCGUGAGAAAAUUGAGGCUGAAUUGCAGGAUAUCUGCAAUGAUGUUCUGGAACUCCUGGAUAAAUACCUUAUUGUCAAUGCCACACAGCCAGAAAGCAAGGUCUUCUAUUUGAAAAUGAAAGGCGAUUACUACAGAUACCUCUCAGAGGUGGCAUCUGGGGACAAUAAACAAACAACAGUAGCAAACUCUCAGCAAGCUUACCAGGAGGCAUUUGAAAUUAGCAAGAAAGAGAUGCAGCCAACACACCCCAUUCGACUUGGUUUGGCUCUAAAUUUCUCUGUCUUCUACUACGAGAUACUAAAUUCUCCUGAAAAAGCCUGUAAUCUGGCAAAGACGGCAUUUGAUGAGGCGAUAGCAGAGCUGGACACGCUGAAUGAAGAGUCUUACAAAGACAGCACUCUGAUCAUGCAGCUGCUUAGGGACAACCUCACUCUAUGGACGUCGGAAAACCAGGGAGAUGAAGGGGAUGCUGGGGAGGGAGAGAACUAAUGGCUGUCACGCUUCACUAUAUGUUCAAUGUCACCCUGUAUCCUACACAUAUAUCCCUUUGUGCGACAAGCAAAAAGAAUAGUACAUCGACUUUCACAACCUCAACGUAGCAAAAACUGUCUGUGGGGUAAAAACGGUUGGUUGGUGUUUUGUGUACUUAAAGCGGAGGUCGGUUAUUAUAAUGGCAUUCCGAACUUUCCUAUUAUGACCAUUUACAGUUAUGAUUACCGUGUUUAUAUUUUUAACUUAACACUGUGAUUAUGGGUUUUGUGAUUGCAAUUGACUUUACAAAACUCUUAUUGGUAGAAAAGUAGACAUCAAUUAUGUAACUCUGGCGAGCUUAAUUUGGCACCAAAAUAGUCGAAGUACAAUUCUGUUGUAAAGUUGUACAGAAAGUUAUAGAGAUUCUAUUGUGACACUGGGGCAUGGAAGGAAAACAAUCCGAUGUAUGGCAUUCCAGUUAGUAACAGUGCUACAAAUUAGUUUAACAGGCACACUCUGUAGACAUUUGUAACCAAGUCUGAGGCACCGCUUUCAGUCAAAAGCUCACUUUGUCAAUUCUGUCUUUCUGGGGAUGGGGUUUGUUUUGGGGAGGAGGGUAAUGGGGGAGUUAGCUUGAUUUCCAAACUCUUUACACUGGCAGAUAACUGGGAUUUGACUUUUAAAAGUGCUUUCAUGCUCAUAUGACAUGCAUGACUAAGCCCCUUCCCACAGCAAUAACUUAAUUAUACUUUAGAUAUUCUUCAGUAGUGAGAAUUCUUGGUUCACUACCAUGGACUUGCAAUAGGAGAAGAUUCAAUUUUUUGAAUGGCCUUAUUAGUUUGGAUGAUACCAUGAAGUGAUCUCCCACUUUUGCAUUACUUUACUCUUAGGUGAAUCGAAAUCUCCAUGGUAUUCCCAUUUUGAAUUUAUCCUGAAAACUUCUUAAGUAAUCCACUGAGCCAUCUUUAAGUUUACUUUCUAGAAAUUUUUCUCCCAUAGGACUCUGUUCAUCCUUGACCCUCUCACCUGUUUAAAUUCCAUUAAAGCGAUCUUGGACUCCCACAUACGCAUCAUCCCCUCUUUGAUGAUGGGUGAUGUCAGGAUGGUGGGUCAGACCUGACCCUGCUCAAGGACAGGUAGGUUUCUUGGAUGUUUGAGAGCUGCCAGUGCUGCUGCAGCCUUCAGCUCAUCUGCCGUUUUUUGGUAGCACUGGGAUAUGGCUCAGAUAUUCAGGAUUUCCCAUUUAUUGUACUGGAAUGCAGACCUACACAUUUGUAACGCUUGUAACUUGUAAUAUUUGAGCUCCAAACGUCCUCACCUAGUUAUGUUUCAAACAUGUCCCAUUAAAUAAAACCUAGUAAGAGUUGCGUGAAUAAUGCAGUGGAAAAGAUUAGGAAUAGUCACCUAUCAGUCUCGCGGUAUCAUCCCCCUACCUUCACAUUCCACUUAGGUAUAGGAUCCAUCUGUUUGUCUGUCCAUCUGUCUGCUGAAGAGAAUUUCAUGCACUGAUUUUAAAACUCCCUUCUACUAGCUGAACAAAUUGUGCAGUUAAUACUUGGCGCUUGAUAAAUGCAGUAGUGAAUGUGGAACCGAGCCUGUCUGUAUAUCUGGUAGCUCUUUUCGCUUUGUUUUUACUGACCAGUAUUCUGCCUAAAGUUUGCUUCUGUGACGGUUAUAUUGCCUAGCACACACGUGGUUGUGAGAAUAGUAUAGCAAAAAGAAAUACCUGGUUAUUGAUGUACUAGAUUUGUGUAUGUCUUUUAAACAGUUCUAGUUUCACCUUACACAAAAUAAUCAGGAAAGUGUAAAAGAAUUCAAAAGUGAAUAAUAAAAAAAAAUUUUAUCA
Tyto alba (common barn owl) is the source of this 3871-nucleotide messenger RNA. RefSeq names its product tyrosine 3-monooxygenase/tryptophan 5-monooxygenase activation protein beta (gene YWHAB). The transcript has 7 exons. Gene Ontology annotation, biological process: signal transduction. Gene Ontology annotation, cellular component: cytoplasm. NCBI's taxonomy places the organism in Eukaryota, Metazoa, Chordata, Aves, Strigiformes, Tytonidae. The coding region runs from base 1309 to 2043 and encodes 244 amino acids. The record is from RefSeq and is a predicted model, not a curated record.